This is a messenger RNA of Echinostoma caproni, 3369 nucleotides long. The record is from the annotation of a GenBank genome assembly. Lineage: Eukaryota; Metazoa; Platyhelminthes; Trematoda; Plagiorchiida; Echinostomatidae.
AUGUCCAAGUCGAGAACUCGACCGUUCAGCAACUGCACCACUUGUCUGCCUAUUGUGACCAAGCCAAAUCAUCAGUUCUUGUCCGAUUUAUUACGACAUUCCCGCCCGAAUCGCAACAACUCUACCUUUGUUCCGCCCACUUUGUGUGGACGGAAUAUCGAUUUGCGUGCAUUGUACAAUGAAGUGGCUAUACGGGGUGGACACAAACAAGUUACAUCACUUCAUCAGUGGAAUGAAGUGUAUAUGGCGCUUGGCUUCCCGCCAGGCUGUGUGGACGCAGGCCACGGUCUUCGUACAAUCUAUCAACGCUUUCUGGAAUCAUUCGAGCGCUCACAACGAAUGACAGUGAAGAGUACAUUUGCAACAGAAGACCUUGAUUCAUCAUUAUGCAUAGACACAGAUUCACAAGAUGUCGAUGCUGCGAAAGGUGCAAAACAGUUAUUACCUUCCUCCGGCUCUCCAUCGCCUAGAGCGGAAGAUAUCCCGAACCAUAUGCGAGAUAGCUGGAGCCUUAGCACCGAUCUAUUGGAUCGUGUAGAUUAUAUCAGCCUGGAAUGUUCCCUACAAUCCAAUUUACCGAACGAAGUGGACUUUGCACUGAACACCAUGCUUUUAAUGUCCUCACAACCGAACGGGUUUAGUUUGUACAAAAAUGAGCGAUUACUCGACCUGUUACUUGGUUCGGUGGGUGUGGUCGCCUCCGGUGCAAUGUAUCCGCAAGUUUUCGGCCAUGCAUCGGAUGUGCAACUUCGGUUCCAGAAGUUUUGGAUUGCAAAUAUCUCCGGUUCCUGGGGCCAAACAUUUCUCUUGCCGGAAUCCUUCAAUACAAAUUUUGAAAGCCACCUGUCUCUCAAAACUUCCAAAACCGGCUGUUUAGCACAAUUGCAUGAUAUGGCCUACGGUGAUGAUGAAGGUUUUCGUGUCCAACUCGUGGCUACCGUGAUUCGCAACCUGGCCGUAGAAGGCGGACCAAGUGCAGUUAUAAUCGGUAGACAUCCUCAAGCAUUGCGGUUCNGCGGUUCAUUUUCCUCUGUAUCCACGCCAAUCACUCAAGCCUCCGCCAACUGGGUCUUGAAACUUUGUCAUCAUUGCAUUUCCCGGUUGUGGGUCGCCUCCGGCCGGCACUGUCUGCAACUUCUCGGACGAUUGUGUGAGGCUCCCUUAGGUUUGGCGCGGCAUAGUCGAUCUCCAGUUGGAUCCGCGAACGGAAAUCUACUCGUCGCUCCACGUGAUCGUUCUGUGCUCGCGAACGACCGCAACGCGGUUUUCUUAUCCGGUCUGCCGUCUGUGGUUUUCGAGCACUUGGUAAGCUGUCCGAUCAGCAAACCUGAAUCGUCUGUUCAGAUUUCAAUCUCCACUGGUCGCAUUCCUGCACAGCCCCUCGUAGCAGUUUCACUUCCGUCAAAUCCUCUGCCGCCCACACCUCAACCGUCCGUUGGUAUUGUGGUCACUUCAAAUUCCGUCCCUAUUGCGCCAGUAUGUGCCCUUGCUGUCGACCCGAAGCCAACUACAGAGUCGAUCACUACUAUGCACAGUUCUAUACCACUGUCACCCAGCUCCACUCCCAUAAUGUCGAUUGCGCCUUCCUCUAUGCCAAUUAGCUUUCCUGUUGUUCCAGCGGGACCGCCAGCAGGACCUUUAACGACAGAGGCUCAGAUUGUUAUACCGAAGACCGAAACACCCAGUGUUGUCACUUCAGAUGCCUUGACCACUGCGACUUCUGUAAAAUUACCUCCUCGGUCGCCAUUUCGACCGCGUACACCACUGCUACAUCGACCCAGAGCCCGUAAACCACCGGCGCGUUGUGUGACGGAUAAACCUGCCCUGGCGGCUACUCGUCUCGAAUACAUGUUUGAAUGGCUUCGAAAAAACUACGUAAUGCAUAAUCAUUCCAGUGUGUCUCGAGUGCAAAUCUACAUGGAUUAUCAGCGUGCACACCAACGCCGAUUCGGUACACUAUCUACCGCGGUUUCUCCUGUGGAUUUCCAUGCGUUGAUCAAGUCUGUCUUCCCCGGUGUUGGUCAAGUCAAAGUACAAGUCCCUGGCGACAAAGUAAUCAUUCAUUAUAACAAUUUGCGCUGUUUACACUCCCCCGAAAGCAAUACAGAACAAGGUGUAAAUGACAUUAUGGCGGCUGUACUCAGCCCAACAAAACAGGACGAUUCCUCUGUCGCGAAGCGUUCAUCAAAAUCAAAGAGUCGAAAACGCCCUAAUUCCAAACCGUCGACUACUGCCGCUCCUACCNUGUUUGAAUGGCUUCGAAAAAACUACGUAAUGCAUAAUCAUUCCAGUGUGUCUCGAGUGCAAAUCUACAUGGAUUAUCAGCGUGCACAUCAACGCCGAUUCGGUACACUAUCUACCGCGGUUUCUCCUAAGGAUUUCCAUGCGUUGAUCAAGUCUGUCUUCCCCGGUGUUGGUCAAGUCAAAGUACAAGUCCCUGGCGACAAAGUAAUCAUUCAUUAUAACAAUUUGCGCUGUUUACACUCCCCCGAAAGCAAUACAGAACAAGGUGUAAAUGACAUUAUGGCGGCUGUACUCAGCCCAACAAAACAGGACGAUUCCUCUGUCGCGAAGCGUUCAUCGAAAUCAAAGAGUCGAAAACGCCCUAAUUCCAAACCGUCGACUACUGCCGCUCCUACCAAACGGAUUGCUUCGUGGCCACAGGCAAAUGGCCAUACAGACACUAAGCAGUUGGUUAACGGUCGUUUAUUGGAGUCCACAGCAAACGGAUUGACGAAGGACUUUGUUGGUUUAAUCACACACCCCACAUCUACAGGUUCCUCUGCUCAGACCAACGGUACCCCGACUCCAAUCCAAGCCAACACAGUCAAGCUGUCCGGGGCAGGGCUCUCUCCGUGCCCGAAGCUGAAUGAAUUAGUCUCUCGCGACCACGGUCUUGUUUUGUUCCCGGAUUUUACUACGCUUAAUUUCACUCCUACCACUGGUGCGCCAAUAUUGCCUAACCACUCGGACCAAACAGGACGGGAUCUAUCCCGGUCAGUCAAUUCAGAUGGAUCGCUAUCCUCCUCCUCAACCACUGCCCCUGUGCGAGUGGCUCAGAUAAAAUCCGGAGAUGGGCAUUCGGACUCCGGUGCAUUCACCGCUGUGAUAUCUAAACCCGCCUUGACACUGCGACCCAUGCUCGCCGUCAAGUGUACCACAGCUCAAGAGCAGUUACGUCCAGGGGCGACAACUGUGAACACAAUGUCCUCAACACCAGUAAAUUCUAGUCAGGCCGUAUGUCACUGGAACAAUUGCGGCACCACGUGGAAAGAUGUAAACGGCUUGCUAACGCAUUUGUGGUCCGAACAUCUGACGACUGUGGUGCUCAAGCAAUUGGUAAGAUGCUCCAUACCCUGCGCAAUGUAG